Fraxinus pennsylvanica is the source of this 1122-nucleotide messenger RNA. The record is from the annotation of a GenBank genome assembly. Lineage: Eukaryota; Viridiplantae; Streptophyta; Magnoliopsida; Lamiales; Oleaceae.
AUGGCAGUUGCAACCGCCGCUCUCGGUGGCUAUUUUCCCUCCAAAAUUCAUUCUUUGCCACCACCGCUCAAAAUAACCGGCCAAAUCGAACGACCUUCGCCACCUCCACCGAUAUUCAUAUCCACUAAUCCAUCGCACGUGAAUCUGCAUCAUCUAAAAGACCUCUACACCUUCUGCAACCACUCCUGCCACCGCUUCCCAAACGUGGACGCCACGGGCAGAGUCGAGGUCAUUGAUGCUGGCAAGCUCCGCACCGCCAUUUUCCACAGCUCCGUCGUCGUUUCGGUCUUCACAAAGCCCGAAUUUGUAACAACUCAUUCUUCUCCAGUGGAAGUGUCAAAUUUGAUGGGCAUUGGUGGAGAGUGGAUCAAAAGAGUGAUGCCAGUGACGCCAGAUAAUGGGCAGUUGAUAGGGUUUGGUCGCGCUGUUUCGGAUUUUGGAUUGACAGCUUCUAUCUAUGAUGUCAUGGUUCUUCCUGCUCUACAAGGUAGAGGAAUUGGCCGAAUGAUAGUUCAGAAAAUUGUUAGAAUGCUGACGAACAGAGACAUAUACGAUAUAGCUGCUCUCUGCUCCGAUAAAGAAAGGUUAUUCUUUAGAGCAUGUGGAUUUGGAGACGAUAUACUGGGAUCGACCACAAUGAUGUACACAAGGAAUUCUAGCUAUUCCAUAGAUGAGGAGACAUUAUCCGUUGGUAGAAAGCAAUUCAACCAGUAUUGCGCCGAGAUUGAUGCUUCAGAGAAUAACAAUUUAGUUUGGAGAACUAAGUUUUCAAUUACAGUCAACACUUCUGAACCAAACUUUCAAGAUUUGGCUCUUCAUGUUGAAGUUUACAGUAGAGAGCCAAUCUUUCUUAGGCAAAGUCUCCUGGGAACUGAAGAGUCUAGUCUCAUGGAUCACAGUGGUGGCAUUAAGCUGGUUAGUCCAUAUGAACCCCGAGGAAAUCACCAGCCACAACUGCCGCAGACACAACCUCAGCAACUAGCAAGCCCUCCACUGACAAAUAGCCAAUAUGCCCUUCCAAUGCCAAUUCCUAAAAUUAUUCCCAGCCACCAAACUAUCCACCAGUUGGCGGACCUAGCUAUCAACCACCUCAAACUCACCACCGCCGCCUCCAUCUUCUAA